Messenger RNA from Vitrella brassicaformis, 4640 nucleotides. NCBI's taxonomy places the organism in Eukaryota, Vitrellaceae. The record is from the annotation of a GenBank genome assembly.
GACGCGUUGUUGUGAAGACAGCCGCUGAUCUGGCUGCUGCCUGUCGAAUCAUGCUGACUCGGUUAUCCACUCCCGCGUUGCGCCACUGGCCGACGCUUCGCAGCUCUGUUUCAUCGGCAUGCCUGCCUCAUCAGCACGCCCGUCCCCCCGUCCACUGCUCCCUCACAUCAGCCCAUCGGUCCUUCGCCGGACGGCGGAAAGGCGGCGACCACAAGAGGUGGCACAGACACGCAGAGCACGCAGCGGAGGAAGGUGAAGCGGCAGAUGGAUCAGCGGCGGGCGGUGCCGGUGCGGCAGAAGCAGCUAGUGGGGAGUCGGCUAGGGCAGAGGGAGAGGGAUCUGCGGAUUCUGGCGGCGCGAGCCACGUUCCGUCGGUCAUCCGUGGAGUGCCUCAUUUCCCGCAGUUGUUUGCGGUGCCUCUGUUCCGGAAGCCGGCGUUUCCCGGGUUUUAUCAGAUUCUGCAGGUGCAGGACAAGGAGGUGGUGGACUUCCUGCUCGACCUCAGGAAGAAGGGGCAGGAGUUCGUCGGGGCGUUCCUCACUAAGGUGAGUGGGGGACGGAAGGAGCCGAUUGAUGAGUGGAUCUGAGGGAUAGUGGUUUGCCAUCUGUCUGUGUGUGUGUCUUUGUCUUUAGGAGGAGCCCAAGUCUGAUGAUGAAGAGACCUACGUGGCCACACUCAGAGUCGACGCAGGUGCAUGGACGGCCAGACAGACAGACAUGCACAUUGAGGGGCCUAUUCCACGUGUGUGUGGGUGGGUGUGCAGGGAAGGUGGCCAAGAUCGAGGACAUGUACGACACGGGGUCGAUCAUCCACGUGCUCAACUUCGUGCCGCACCAGAACUCCCAGGGUGGGCAGCUGAUCGUCAUGCCGCACAAGCGCAUCCGGAUGCUGGGGCCCACCGACAUGGACCAGAAGAGCAACGUCCUCUGGAAUGUUAAGGUCGAGUACCUGCAGGACGAGAUGAUCAAAUUCGAGAAAAACACCACACUCAAGGUCAGUGAGUGACACACAGCGAGACAGACACACACAUACACAUGGCGCUCAUUGCGUUGUGUUCGUCAGGCGCUGCAUCAUGAGAUCGUGGCCACGUUGAAGGAGCUGUUGAGGACGUCAUACUUCUACAAGGAGCACUUCGAAUCGGUCAGCCGUGCAGAUCUGCACACAACACGUGUGUAUCCACGCACACACACUCUCUGUCCCUCCCUUCGUGUGUGUUAUCCAUUCAUCCAUCAGGUGAUUCGCUUCUACAACCUCGACUACCCAGCUAAGCUGGCUGAUCUCGUGGCGGGCAUCUCCAUGGCCAAGAGAGAGGAACUGCAAAACGUCCUCGCAGUGAGUCGUCAAGGCCAAGGCCAUACACUCACACACGCACACGACAGAUGGUUCCACACCCAGCACACACAGUCAUGACGUCCAUGUGCGAGUGUGUGUGCAGGAGGAGAACAUCGAGCAGCGUCUGAGUCUGGUGCUCGAGAUCGCAAAGAAAGACCUGGAGUUCGCAAAACUACAGGUACGCCCUCACACAGAGACAUAAAACACCUUUCCCAGAUGCACUCACUGGUCUGUCUGUCUGUGUGUGUGUGUGUGUGUUGUGUGCGUGGCUUUGACUGCAGUCCCAGGUGCGUGCCCAGGUUGAGGAGAAGAUCUCCAAGGAGCAGCGCAAGUACCUCCUCAUGGAGCAGCUCAAGUCGAUCAAGAGAGAGCUGGGGCUCGAGAAAGACGACAAGGAAACCAUCAUACAGGUACGUACACAACACCCACCACUUGACUAACACAGACGGAUCGACCGAUGCGUGUGUGUGUUGGUCAGGGCUUCCAUGACGCCAUCAAAGACAAGACCGUCCCUGAGGAGGCCAAGAAGGUCAGCAAUGCACCGACGCACAUUCUCGCGUCACACACAUGCCUUCGUGUGUUCAUCUACAGGUGAUAGACCACGAGCUGUCCCGCCUGUCGUCCCUGGAGAUGUCGUCGAGUGAGUUCAACGUGUGCCGCACCUACCUCGAGUGGCUGACCAGCCUGCCAUGGGGACACCACACCGACGACAACCAAGACAUCAAAAAGGCCGAGGUGAGAGCGGAAGUCGCCGACCGACGGCACACACGUACUGGUGUUUGAUGAUGUGGUGUGUGCAGCAAAUCUUGAACGAGGACCAUUACGGCCUGCAGGACGUCAAGGAUCGCAUUCUCGAGUUCAUGGUGACGCAUGACACACAACACACAGACGCGCCAGACGUCAUUCUAUGCGCUCCCUCCCUCUGUCUAUCUGUGUGUCUGUCAGGCGGUGAAUGUGCUUAAAGGCGACGUGCAGGGCAAGAUUAUGUGUCUGGUGGGCCCCCCUGGCGUCGGUAAGACGUCCAUCGGCCGGUCCGUGGCGCGAGCCCUCGACCGCAAGUUCUACCGCUUCUCGCUGGGCGGGCUCUUCGACGUGGCCGAGCUGAGAGGACACAGACGCACAUACGUGGGCGCCAUGCCCGGCAAGCUCAUCCAGGUGGGUGGGGGAUAAUGGACCGGAGUUUCGUACGUCUGAUGGUGUCCCUGUGUGUCGUGCAGGCGUUGAAGGCCAGCGGUUCGUGCAACCCCGUGAUUCUGCUCGAUGAAGUCGACAAACUGGUCAGUCGGUCGGUCGGGCGCCCUUUGUCAUGGAUAUAUGGAUGCGAUGGAUGCGCUCUUUGUCAUGAUGGCUUGCAGGGUCGUGAUUUCCGCGGCGAUCCCGCCUCUGCGUUGCUUGAGAUUCUGGACCCCAGCCAAAACAACACGUUCAGGUAACCGCACAGACAGAUAGACAGAAAUGUACACAUUGCGAGUGUUGGUGAGUUUGGUGUGUGUAUGUGUGUGUAGGGAUCACUACAUGGACGUGCCUGUGGACCUGUCAAAGGUGCUCUUCCUCUGCACGGCCAACACGUCAGACACAAUACCCGGUACGCACUCACCACACAAACCAUCACAGACUCACAGACGUGCGGCCGCAUCGAUGGGGGGGGCCCUUCUUUCCGUCUCAGCUCCUCUGCUUGACCGUCUUGAGAUCAUCCGUAUCGCCGGAUACGUCUUCCAAGUAACCAAUCAAUCAAACACACAUGCCCCACACGCCAGACCAUCCAACCACACCUCCGUCUGUUGAUCGAUUCUUCGUUCAGGAGAAGAUGGCCAUUGCCAAUGAGUAUCUGAUCCCCCAGACGGCCACCGCGACCGGCCUGAAAGACGACCAGAUAGAGGUGCCGCAGAACGUCAUCUCGCGACUCGUCAGGGACUACGCGCGAGAGGCAGGUGUGCGCAACCUCCUCAAGCUCAUCGAAAAGGUCUACAGGAAAGCCGCCCUCAAAAUCGUCAAGUGAGUCACAGCACAGUGGCUGCAACAUCACCACACACACAGAGGCAGGCGGACAGGAUGGUGUGUGGUGCGUGUUGGCUGUCAUGACAGGGACGGUGAGGAGAUGGUCAAGGUGGCUUUGGACAACCUGGUCAAAUUUGUGGGGCAGCCCACGUUCUUCUCUGACAGGCUAUAUGAGGAAACACCGCCAGGUCAGCCUCCCCCCUCCCCCUCUGCCCCUCCUCGACAAUGCACAUUCUCUCUCCAUCUGUCUGUCUGUCUGUCUGUCUGACCUCAGGGGUCGUGAUGGGUCUGGCGUGGACUCAGCUGGGCGGCGCGACGCUCUAUGUGGAGGCCACUGGUCGGCUCAAGAAGGACAUCAGGGGGGGAGAGGUGCCCGUAAACACUCAGCCUGACGAGGCCAUCGAGGCAAGCGACGAGAAGGAGUCAGACGAGGGCGAAGAACGAGAAACCGACAAACCCAAAAAGAGGUUAGACACGGACAGACAGGUGGUGUGAUGCAUUCCAUCCAUCCCUCCAUCCAUCGGUCUCACGUGUUGCUCUGUGUGUGCGCCAGGCCACCAUCUGACGACGAGACUCCUGACUCAUCGAUGGGCGGUCCCUUCAAGGUGACCGGCCAGCUGGGCAGCGUCAUGAGCGAGAGCUCCCAGAUCGCCCUCACCUUCACCCGCAACUUCGUCAAGACCAUCGACCCCAAGAACAGCUUCCUGGACCAGGCGACGAUCCACCUGCACGUGCCCGAGGGCGCCACGCCAAAGGACGGCCCUUCGGCGGGCAUCACCAUGGCGACGGCACUCGUGUCCCUGGCCGUCAACAAGCCGGUUGUGAGGGAUUUGGCCAUGACGGGGGAGCUGACGCUGACGGGGCGGGUGCUGCGGAUCGGCGGCGUCAAGGAGAAAGUCAUCGCUGCACGGAGAGAAAACGCCCGGGUGAGUGGGCGAGAGAGAGGGGGGGAGGGAAGGAGGGAGGGAGCGUGUGACAGAGCAUCUCAUGGAUGGAUGGAUGUGUGUGUGUGGCAGAUACUGUUGUUCCCUCUGGACAACAAGAAGGACUACGACGAGCUGGCCGACUACAUCAAGGUAAGGUGCACACACACGCACACGCCGACAGUUUGAGAUCCACGUGUUCAUUCAUUUGUUUAUUGCAGGAGGGUCUGCACGUGUUCUUCGUGUCCCACUACCGGGAUGUGUAUAACUAUGCCUUUGGGCUGGCCGACGAGGUGCGCAACCUCCCCGCACGAGAAGCCCCACUUCCAGAGGCGCACAGCGCAAAUGAGCUGCCCAUCCCGGCCGCCGCUGCCAACGCCGCAUAG